AUUUCCCAUAACGGCAUCUUACUUUAAUACGUUUAGUUUGUAAUUUAAAUAAUGCAAAAUGCUCUCCAACGCAGGGAUUUCUGUCAUAUGACAAAAUGGAAUGGUCUGCAAAUAUGUGAACUGGGUAAAUCGCAAAACAAUGCCGUUGGGGUAGAAAUAAAUAUAAAAGGUACUGUGAAUGCGAACCCAGUCAUGAUUUGCAUUUUCAUAACAAGAAAGAAAUGAGAUAAGGUGCCGAGGCAUAGACCAGUGUGUUAGUAAGGUGAAAGCCGGCGUAUUACCUCGGCCUUUUUACUUUUCUAGUAUUUCAUAAAGUUUUUUAACCGAGGAAGAUUAUACAGGCUGGGAGGAACCUUUUACAAGAUAGAAGUUAGUAAAUUAAUGCUUAUCUUUAUAUAUCGUCGAUUGAUAUUAAAUGGCUACACCCCAAGAACAGUUCAAACCAAUAAAAGAACUUCUACAAGUUAACAAAGAAAGCCAGUUGGGGGCGGAUGCGAAUGGCGAUUCCUUUCGGUGUUUAAAGAUAGAUGGUGCCAUCUACGACCCAUUCUUCAGAUGUAAUUUACACAAAGAUGCCGAUGUGUUCAAAGUAAGAGAUGAUGACAUCUGGAUCGUAGGUUAUCCCCGUUCAGGGUCCCAUUGGCUUUGGGAGAUCGUCUAUCUUCUAGUGAACAAAGGAGUUCCUCCAACAAAUUCUAUCGCAAAAGAGUUAUUUCUUUGGGAACUGAACAAGAAGGAUUAUUUUGAUGUCAUCAGUACAGAAGAGAGGCGUAUAUUCAACAGUCACAUGCACAGCCAGUUCAUACCAAGGGAAGUAUUCACGACGAAGUGUAAAAUUCUUUACUUGGUACGUGAUCCCAGGGACGUAGCUGUAUCUUGGUUCCCGUUUUUGAAGCGGCUGCCUGAGUACGAAUACAAUGGAGAAUGGUCGGGAUUCUUUCCCUCUUUUCUUGAUGGCAAUGUUAUACGUGGGUCUUGGUUUGAGCAUGUGGACGGCUGGUUGAAACAGGCCAAAUAUUUAGAAAAUAAAAUAAUGGUUGUAAAAUACGAGGAUCUGCACAAGGAUACAUUGGGAAAAAUACGAGAGAUUGAAAGUUUUAUAAUGCCCGAUUCAAAUUGCAAUGAACUACGGUCUUUAGUCAAAAGUUUGACAUCAUUGGACAAUAUGAAAGACAAGAACGCAGCCUAUGGUGUCAAUUAUAAAGCCAAUGCUGAUGGUAAUACAAUAGAUAAAGGUAUUAUAGGGAGAUGGAAGGAGCGGUUGACAACUUCACAGAAUACACUAAUUUCAAAAAUAUACAAACAAAACAUGACAUUAUUUGACGACAUGUUUGGAUUGAACUAUUGCCAAUGAUUUUCGGGGAAAAUACAGUCUAGUGAUUUCUUAUAGAAUACACUGAUGUCAUAGCUAGAGGCCACCGUGAGAAAUCAUGGCCUUGAAUUAGUUUCUCUCUAGUAACGACAAAAACUCCAUAUCCAGAAAAUUUGAUUUUGUAAAGUUGUAAGAGGAUUCUGUGAUCAAUAAUGAUAUCUAUUUCCAUCAUCCAGUGUGUCUCAAAAAACGCAACAGACAAAAAUUGUAAUGCCACAAAACCAGUGAUUAUUACAUCAAAAAUUUACUAUGGAUAUACUUAAGAAACACAUUCAGUAAUUUGGGGAUAAUCACAAAACUAUUCCCUCGCUUAGAAACGAAGACAGUUUCUCAGAGAAACAGAAACGAAGACAGUACAUGGGUUUCUAAAGCAUGACUUGAAGACAGCCCAUUUUAAUGAUAUCUGAUGAUGUACAUUUAAGGAAUGAAUAGUCAGUGGUCCUUGGUCACAUAUGAAUAAAUGACAUGAUAUUGUCAUUAUAAAGAGGAGACACGUGCGUGGCUUCAUG
Owenia fusiformis is the source of this 1881-nucleotide messenger RNA. Lineage: Eukaryota; Metazoa; Annelida; Polychaeta; Sabellida; Oweniidae. The record is from the annotation of a GenBank genome assembly.